AUGAAAUAUGAAAAACGUGAGUUAUUAUUGAAUUUAGCUAAUCGAUUAUACCAUUCACCUGAAAUUAGUGAAGAUGAUAAGGAAGAUCCAAGUAAAACUAUCAUCUGUAUUUAUGAUUACUCGUGGCGCUUGAAUAAG
Molecule: messenger RNA, 138 nt
Organism: Funneliformis mosseae
Lineage: Eukaryota; Fungi; Glomeromycota; Glomeromycetes; Glomerales; Glomeraceae
Source: the annotation of a GenBank genome assembly